GCAAUGAAUGCUGUUAUCAAAACUUGGCGAGAUGGGCCAUAUAUAUUUAUUGUGCAAAUUGGAAUUACAACUGCAAAGAAUUCUACUACCAGAGUUAAAAGAGCUGAGAAAACAACACCUUCCUCAUAUCAGAAUAAGCCCUUUACAAUGACAGUAGAACUGAAGGGGCCAUAUGAGUAUCUCUCACUUGCAGACUAUCCUCUGAUGAUUUUUUUCAUGGUGAUGUGUAUUGUGUACGUGUUCUUCGGGGUUCUAUGGCUUGCGUGGUCGGCCUGUUACUGGCGAGAUCUCCUGAGGAUCCAGUUCUGGAUUGGUGCUGUUAUCUUCCUGGGAAUGCUCGAGAAAGCCGUUUUCUAUGCAGAGUUCCAGAAUAUCCGCUACACAGGAGAAUCUGUUCAAGGAGCAGUGAUACUGGCAGAACUGCUUUCUGCAGUGAAGCGCUCAUUGGCUCGAACUCUGGUCAUCAUAGUCAGCCUGGGAUAUGGGAUAGUCAAGCCUCGCCUUGGAGUCACUCUUCAUAAAGUAGUUAUGGCUGGAGCCCUUUAUCUGUUGUUUUCUGGCAUGGAAGGUGUUCUCAGAGUCACAGGGGCCCAGAAUGAUCUUGCCUCCUUGGCUUUUAUUCCCCUGGCUUUCCUAGAUACUGCCCUGUGCUGGUGGAUAUUCAUCAGCUUAACUCAAACAAUGAAACUGCUGAAACUUCGAAGGAAUGUUGUGAAGCUCUCUUUGUAUCGGCACUUCACCAACACGCUCAUCUUGGCAGUGGCAGCAUCUAUUGUAUUUAUCAUCUGGACCACCAUGAAGUUCAGGCUGGUGGACUGUCAGUCGGACUGGCAGGAGCUGUGGGUGGAUGAUGCCAUCUGGCGUUUAUUGUUUUCAAUGAUCCUUUUUGUCAUCAUGAUUCUGUGGAGACCAUCUGCUAACAACCAAAGGUUUGCUUUCUCACCACUGUCUGAAGAGGAGGAUGAUGAUGAGCAGAAAGAGCCAAUGCUAAAGGAAAGCUUUGAGGGAAUGAAAAUGCGAAGUACAAAGCAAGAACCAAAUGGGAAUGUAAAGGCAAACAAAGCUCAGGAGGAUGACCUGAAGUGGGUAGAGGAGAACGUUCCUUCAUCGGUGACAGACGUUGCUCUUCCAGCUCUUCUGGAUUCAGAUGAGGAAAGAAUGAUUACACACUUUGAAAGGUCCAAAAUGGAAUGAAGGAGUAGCUUUUUGCUACUGGAAGUGGAGACGCCUCUUUUAAAGUUGCUUGGUGGAGCAAGUGCAUCCUGCUGAUUUGUUUCUUGAUCUCAGUCUUGGAAGUUCGAUGCUUUAUUGUCACGAGGGCGCCUUGCUGUGGAAGAAGUUCACAAGGACAUUAUAAACCUUUUGGAAAUUUGAAUUUACAAAGUUGCUGCAAGUUUGGAUUUUUAAGCAAUUUAAAUGUGUACUAUUCCAGCACCUUCUGUAACUUUUCAAAUAUUUAAUCUGUGAAACUAAAAUUCCUAAUGUCUGCUUGAGGA
This is a messenger RNA of Mesitornis unicolor (brown roatelo), 1496 nucleotides long. RefSeq names its product transmembrane protein 87A (gene TMEM87A). The annotation marks the transcript as partial. The transcript is spliced from 14 exons. NCBI's taxonomy places the organism in Eukaryota, Metazoa, Chordata, Aves, Mesitornithiformes, Mesitornithidae. Gene Ontology annotation, cellular component: Golgi cisterna membrane; Golgi apparatus. Gene Ontology annotation, biological process: retrograde transport, endosome to Golgi. The record is from RefSeq and is a predicted model, not a curated record.